Adineta ricciae is the source of this 1089-nucleotide messenger RNA. The record is from the annotation of a GenBank genome assembly. Lineage: Eukaryota; Metazoa; Rotifera; Eurotatoria; Adinetida; Adinetidae.
AUGUUGUCGUUUAACUGGCAAUUGAUUCUCAUUACAGUGAAUUUAUUGACAAAAUUUGUCUUAUCCAUCGAUCGUUUGGACGAGCUUAUGCUUAUGAACUUGCUCUCUAAACGAAAUCUCCUAACGAAAAAAGUGAGUUACAAUCAAAAUCAACUGUUUAUCUUUGGUCACAUCAAUCCCGAUACGGAUGCUGUUGUGAGUGCAUUGGUAUUCGCAGAUUAUCUACGCCGUCAGAAGAUCAAUGCAAAACCUUAUCGUCUGGGUGAUCUCAAUAAAGAAACAAAAUUUGUUCUGCAAAAAGCAGGUGUAAAACCACCGAAAUUGCUACCUGAUGAUUUACCUGAGGGUACAGCAGUUGCCCUGGUCGAUCAUAAUGAAAGUCAACAAUCAAUGGUCAAUUUAACAAAGAUGCACGUCAAAUACGUUGUUGAUCAUCAUAAAUUAGGCGAUUUAACAACAGCUGAACCUGUUUACCUUCGUUUCGAACCAAUGGGCUCAACAGCAACUAUCUUAACGAAGUUAUAUCGCGAGAAUAAAAUUCAUAUAGGCAAGAAAAUAGCAACACUUCUCCUGAGUGCCAUUCUAAGUGAUACGCUUCAGUUUCGAUCAUCAACGACAACUAACGACGAUCGAUUAAUGCUCAAUUAUCUUUUACGCAUUGCCCAGAUUGUCGACAUCGAUUCCUAUGCCAAUGAAAUGUUUACCGCUAAGAGCGAUUUGACUGGUUAUUCAAUAGAACAAAUUCUCCUUCUGGAUUAUAAAACUUUCGUCUUCAAUGGUCAAGUUUGGGGAAUCGGCUUCGCAGAGACAUUCAAUUCUAGUUAUAUAUUGAAUCGUAAGGACGAAUUGAUCAGCACCAUGCUUGAAGAAAAGAAGAAGAAGAAUAACAUAACAGGAAUUCUCUUUUCAAUCAUUGAUAUUGCCAAAAUAAGAAAUUUCAUGAUCAUUCCUGGCGAACCUGAACGUUCUGUUAUUGAAGAAGCAUUCAAUGUCGACAUUCAAAACGGAAUCGCCGAUCUAGGUUCACGAAUUAGUCGCAAGAAAAAUAUCGUUCCUACCCUAGAAUCUUAUUUUAAAUUGAACAAUUAA